AUGCUCAUGGGCGGGCUCUUCGGUCGCUUCGCCGGUGCUCUUUGUGGAGACCUGGGACUGUCGACGUCAGUUUCAGGGGUCUUCGCUGUCGUCGGAAGUGCUGCAAUGUUGUGUGGCUUCAAGCAGAUGACGCUGGCCUCGGUUCUGAUUGUUGUGGAGUGCGUCAAUGACUUGAGCCUUGCCCCCAUCGUUAUGCUCGGCGUGGCGGUGUCCAUGGCAGUAAACUGGGCCAUCAACGACCGAGGCCACGACGAGGAGGUGAUUCACCGGCGCCAACUUCCCUUCCUGGAAGGAGAGCCACCGCGGGCCCUCGACGCCCAGGUCGCCCUCGAUCUUUGCCCCCUUCUGCCACACGAUGCUGUGAUGCCGCCCGAGGCAACGAUGCUGCAGGUGCAGCGAGCCCUGGACCAUCGCGAUGUUCACUACUUCCCCGUUAGGGAUGAUUCGGGGCCUUGCCUCGGCAUAAUCUCGCGGAGCCAGCUGGAGACGUUGGUCAAUCCUUCGAGGCCUUUCUCGAGCUUUGCUGCCCAG
Symbiodinium sp. CCMP2456 is the source of this 531-nucleotide messenger RNA. The record is from the annotation of a GenBank genome assembly. NCBI's taxonomy places the organism in Eukaryota, Dinophyceae, Suessiales, Symbiodiniaceae.